Molecule: messenger RNA, 987 nt
Organism: Zea mays
Lineage: Eukaryota; Viridiplantae; Streptophyta; Magnoliopsida; Poales; Poaceae
Exons: 2
Coding region: 330-869 (179 amino acids)
Source: RefSeq, a predicted model, not a curated record
UCGUCUUGCUCCACCGCACAAUAGCCCCUCCCACUCGAUCAAUCAUCUCUAGAUAUCUCAGAUAACCUCUUCUCCACGAUCCGUGAUCGAGCCACCUCUAUGCAAAGCCUCAACACCCCAUAUAUUUCCUCAUUUCUAGAUCCUACUCAACCGACGUCCAGCCUCUCGCUUCCGUGUACGCCGUCGCCCAGCACCUCUCUUUCUCCCACGACUGUUGUUCCCUUAGAAGGAAGAAGAAAUCAUCAGCUCCUCCCCUCUCCUCUCCUCCCGUAACUGUUCCUCCACUCGCGCGGUGCACGUCGUGGAGAGACUAGCAACUGCCCGGCCCGAUGCCUUAUUCAAACCCCUCCAGAACGCCCGCUCGACCUCCACUCCUCUCCAAGCUGUGCUCUGCUUCCCCUCGACGCUCCUGGUCGCAUGACUCGCAUCGCUCUGCGCUCGAAAAAACCGCCCGCAGGUUGGAGCUCCAUUGCACCGCAAAGCCAACUCUGCGUCGCGCUUGGAACACCGUCAGUCGCCACACGUCACUUCCUCCGGCCACGCUCGUCUCCGGCGGCUGCGUCCCAGCACUGGCCCGCUCGUCGAAGUCCAGCCGUGUGUGGGCUGGUGAGCCCCGCCGGGUCCCGUGCUCCAUCUGCCGCGCCGCUUGGUGCACCCAGCCGGCAUGUCACCUCCGGCGAGCCCCUGCACUGCCACGGCCGUCCCAUCCGUGCGUUGAAGAGUCUACGUUCACGUUCUCCACUGCCCGAGGGAGCCCCGCUGAAGCUUCGUCCGUAGGUUGCCUUUGGUGCAAUCUAUGCUCAGGUAAAGAAGAAGGCAUCGAGGCGAAUCUCCAGGAGUUCCAGGACUUCGACGAGUUCGAGGAUUAGGCUAGCGACCUCCCCCAGUCAGCUGCCUGUGGUGGGUUUAUUUACGUUGGCUACGUUUCUGUUCUGUGUACUUUGAUUAUAUUAUGUAAAUGACUCUAGUCUUUCAUAUUAUUACUUA